AGUAGUUGAGUGUUGCUGUCCGGUAGAAGUGACGGCGUAUGGUAGUGACUGGAUUCCGUUUUGUUGCAUCAGGAAUUAUCAAGACACUGCAUUGUGACUGUAAAUUUGAUCGUUAAAAUAAAAAGUGAUUUAAUACUGCAAUGAAAUUUGUUUAUGCUAGACCGAGAAAAAAUUAUAGGCAGCCGGACGAUGGCGGCGCCGGCGCCAUGGCCGGCAAGCGGUGCUCGCUGUACCGCGACGAGCGCUACGAGCUGAACGGCGCCGAGUACUCCCUGGGCUACGGCAGCAUCAACCGGGAGCAGGAGCGGCAGGUCAUCCUCCAGGACGACGAGGACUCGGACGGCGGGCUGGCGAUGCGCGCGUCGCCGCCGCCGCCCGCGGGCGAGGCCCCGCCCCCGCCCGACGCCUUCUUCCGCGACGGGCGGCGCCGCAUCGACUUCGUGCUGGUGUACGAGGAGAGCGCGACGGCGCGCACCGGCAGCCUCAUAAGCGGCCGCUCGGGCUCCGUCAGCUCCUCGGCCGACCCGCACGGCAGCGCGUCCGGCAACUUCGUCUUCGGCGGCGGCGACAAGCGCGCCAACAAGCGCGAGCUCUGGCGCCAGCGCUUCAUGGCCAACCUGCGACGCACGGGGCUCGACAUGGAGGAGGAAGUGGUGGAAAGCAGCAAUCGGAAGUUGGUAUGCUUCAUCAAAUUGCACGCCACGUGGUCUGUUCUGUGCCAUUUUGCCGAAGAACUGAAUAUGAGGGCACCACUUCAGGGUGGGAAGUGGCAAGCGUGUCCGUUGCAGGCGCACCCCAACCCGUCCACCAACUGGUCGGAGCUGCUGCUGAAGGCGCUUCGCCUCCCGAACGUCAUGUGCGAGGACGUCCCGAACAAGCCGCUCGACUACUACACCUGCCCGUUCCGCAAGUCCAAGAUUGACAGGUUUCUGGGGAGCGACAACCACGACACGUACUUCACCAACGUGCAGCGCGGCCGCAUCCUGUACGAGAUCCUGUCGACGGCCGUCUUCGGCAAGAAGAAGAAGGGAGAGGUGGGGAUCGAGCGCCUGGUGGAGGAGGGCGUCUUCUGCUCCGCCUUCCCGCUGCACGACGGUCCCUACGAAGUGAAAAGGAACAAAAAAGGGGAGAUCGAGCAGCCCCUGAACCCGAGGCAGAUCCUGUACGAGUACUGGGCGCGGUGGGGCAAGUGGUACAAGUACCAGCCUCUUGACCACAUCCGAGAGUACUUCGGGGAGAAGAUAGCCAUCUACUUCGCUUGGCUUGCCAUAGUCGGCGUGCUGGUGUUCCUGUACGGCGUGUGCACGAUGCACACCAACCGCCUGGCCGUGGAGGUGUGCACGCAGGGCCAGUCCCUGCAGAUGUGCCCGCUGUGCAACGAGGACAUCGGCUGCAAGUAUUGGAACUUGAGUGAUGUGUCAAAUAAGAACAAAUGA
Molecule: messenger RNA, 1436 nt
Organism: Gryllus bimaculatus (two-spotted cricket)
Lineage: Eukaryota; Metazoa; Arthropoda; Insecta; Orthoptera; Gryllidae
Source: the annotation of a GenBank genome assembly